GCUCUUGCUUUUAGUGUAGGAUAUUUUGUUUUCUUUAAUUACUUUUUCUAAUUAAAAAGUAAUUAACAUUUAUAACAAGAUUAGGUAAACUAAUAAAAGAAGAAAGUUGAUUUCCCAAACGAACAGAAAAUUUUUAUAAUCAUGAAGUGUUUUUUGCCGUUGGCGCUUUGCCUGUCGUUGGCCUUAGCCGAACCACCACUCGGCGACGGUUACCCUGCCGCUCGAUCAGGCCAUCACCACCACGACCACAGCAACCACGGCUUCGAAAUCCAAAGAUCUCUCUCUCAAGAAUACGGCCCUCCCUCUACCAAGAGUUUUGGAUCAGCUCGCAACUCUCUAUCGCAGGAGUAUGGUCCUCCAAAUGCCAGAAGCGGACUAGGCUCACGAAAUGCUCUCUCAACGUCGUACGGACCGCCCAGCGCUCGCAGCAUCUCCCAAGAAUACGGACCACCCAAUGCAAGAUCUGCUAACGCACGCAAUAGCCUGUCCCAAGAGUACGGAGUACCUAAUGCACGUUCCAUUUCUCAAGAUUACUCUGCUCCAUCAGCACAAGGUCCUUCCCAAGAAUACGGCGUCCCAAAUGCUCAUUCAGCGAACACCCGAAGCGGCCUAUCUCAAGAAUACGGCCCUCCUGGUCUACGCAACGUCGACUCCUACUCCCAAACUCCAUCUACUCAGUACGGUGCCCCAGAUUUCCGUUCUAAUCCAUCACGAGGAUAUAUCCCUUCGCAGCGGAGUUUCGGUUCGCCUUCCCAGAAAUAUGGCGCUCCCAGUCAGUUUCGCUCCUCUCCUUCUCAACAAUACGGCGCCCCUUCAGCCAGAACCAAUGAUAUCUCAAGUUAUUCCCCGAGUUCAUUCAAAUCAUUCGGGGCCCGUAGUUCCGCGCGACCGUCCCAGUCUUAUGGCGCUCCGUCCUCUCGCUCUCUCUCCACGCAAUACGGUGUGCCUGCUGCAAGGGGUUCUGACUCUUAUUCCCAGGGCUUUGGGUCGCCUUCCCAAUCGUAUGGUGCACCGUCUGCUCGCGGUCUGUCUGACACUUACGGUGCUCCCGGCGCGAGAGGUCUAUCUCAGGAGUAUGGCGCGCCAUCUAGAGCAGCUGACUUAACUACCGAUGCUUUCGCAUCUUCAUUCGGAUCUACAAGAUCAUCUCCCUCUGACAAGUACGGCGCCCCUUCAGUCCGAGACUCCAUGCCGUCCGAGGAGUAUGGAGUCCCGAACCAAUACAGCUCUCUCUCCAGCCAGGGCUACGGAUACGCCAGGAAUGCUUUGGAUGAGCUGCUAAACCAGGAGCCAGCGAACUACGACUUCGGCUACAAAGUGAACGACUACAUAUCUGGAUCUGACUUCGGCCACACGGAGACCAGACAGGACAACCGCGCGGAAGGGUCCUACUUUGUGGUCCUACCCGACGGGACCAAGCAGGUGGUGGAAUACGAAGCAGACGAGCGCGGCUUCAAGCCCAGGAUCUCAGUGGAGCCAGUCCGUGCCAGGGGGUAUGACGACAACGCAGCUGACACAGCCAGGAGCGCCGAGGGUCCUUAUUAGUGUCUCUCCCAUCAGUGGGACGCAGCGAACCAAUCACAUUACUGUGUGGUUGUCGCAGUGUCACAAUACUAUAUUGUGAUUGGUUCACUGCGUCUCGUUUCAAAAACUCACGACGAUUCUGAAUGGCAAAGUCGCACUACGAACAGGCUGUGACGCGAAGACCGAGGGUGAAAAUUAGCUUCGAUGGUUCGGUUGUGAUUUUACAAUCGGUCGACUGCACGACGCCAACCUUUGGAAUGCUAUUGCCUAUCAGUUGCCUAGGCUUUACGUCCCUUAGUCGCCUCAUACUAUAACCGCGGUUGGAUUUGGUGUCUCAACGUUCAGGUGUGCCGCAUGAAAAUUCCGCGGCGGUACGUGUAACUAUUAGUUUGGCCACGUUGUUGUUGUCAGCGUCUGUGGGGCCGCUUUCAGGGACCUCUUGUUCGAAAUAUGUUCCUUCCCAUAGUUGGCUUGCAUUUCUUAUAUAUAAAAGUAUACUUUUAUCAUAGUUUCCUGUGAUAAAGAUUCUAAGAUGUUGUAAAGUCAAAAAGUCAGUUAUCAAAUUAUUUAGUUCUUUUAUUGAAUUUUCUUACGCUUAGUUAUUGUUCUAUU
This is a messenger RNA of Plodia interpunctella (Indianmeal moth), 2136 nucleotides long. RefSeq names its product pro-resilin-like. Gene Ontology annotation, cellular component: extracellular matrix. The transcript is spliced from 6 exons. Lineage: Eukaryota; Metazoa; Arthropoda; Insecta; Lepidoptera; Pyralidae. The record is from RefSeq and is a predicted model, not a curated record. The coding region runs from base 142 to 1545 and encodes 467 amino acids.